Messenger RNA from Cuscuta europaea, 2365 nucleotides. Lineage: Eukaryota; Viridiplantae; Streptophyta; Magnoliopsida; Solanales; Convolvulaceae. The record is from the annotation of a GenBank genome assembly.
UCCACUAAAGAACGUAAGGCAACUUUUGGAUAACGGCUUCAGUCUUGGGAAGUUCAAAAUGGUGCUCGUCGGGCUCUUCAUAUCGGCGACGAAGCUUGCCGGUGUCCUCCUGACGCUCACGGUCGCCGCCAAUGCUUUUUCCUAUAACUCCUACCGCAAGAAGAAUCUCAAACCUCUCCGUCUUCCAUUGGACGAGUCCGCCGAUACCCUCGCCGUCUUCGACGUUAAUCCCACCGACGAUGAGAAAAGGUUCUUCUUUGGAUUGGCAACUGCACCAGCACAUGUGGAGGAUAGGCUUAAUGAUGCCUGGCUCCAGUUUGCACAAGAGGCUCCUUGUAAACAUUCAGUGUCAAACAAUGAACCCCAACUAGUAGAUGCAUUAUUGGCUUCCGCUACAGGUGAUGGUGGCACCCAACAAGCUUCUUCCCCACCAAGAGUAGCAUCACAGAUCAUGAAAAGAAGAAAGUAUGUUAAGAUAGCUAUGGAGGCAAAAAUUAGAGGGUAUGAAAAGUACAUAGAAGUAGAAGAAACUGCACCUGCUGGGGCAUGCCAGCAUACUGUUGCUGCUUGGCAUAAUGUUCCGCACCCGGAGGAAAGGCUAAGGUUCUGGUCUGAUCCUGACACAGAAUUGAAGUUGGCAAAGGAUACUGGAGUCCAGUUGUUCAGGAUGGGAAUUGACUGGUCCAGAGUUAUGCCUAAGGAGCCCACAGAUGACCUACAAGAACAUGUCAAUUAUGCUGCACUGGAGAGAUACAAAUGGAUUGUAAACAGAGUGCGAUUUUAUGGCAUGAAGGUAAUGAUGACGUUAUUCCAUCACUCACUUCCACCUUGGGCCAGCGAAUAUGGAGGGUGGAAGAUGGAAAAGACCAUUGACUAUUUCUUGGAAUUUACCAGUCUUGUUGUUGAUGCCGUAUCAGAUGCCGUGGAUUACUGGGUAACAUUUAAUGAGCCUCAUGUGUUCUGUAUGCUGACUUAUUGUGCUGGUGCUUGGCCUGGUGGUAAUCCUGAUAUGCUGGAGGUUGCUACUUCUGCAUUACCCACAGGUGUCUUCAACCAAGCCAUGCACUGGAUUGCAAUUGCACACUCAAAGGCCUAUGAUCACAUCCACGAAAGAAGAGGAUCAGGAACAUUAGUGGGAGUUGCACACCAUGUCUCGUUCAUGCGCCCAUAUGGACUUUUCGACAUUGCUGCUGUUUCAGUUGCUAAUUCUUUGACUCAAUAUCCUUUCUUGGAUGCAAUUUCUGAGAAGCUGGAUUAUAUAGGGAUAAAUUAUUAUGGACAGGAGGUAGUAUCAGGUGCAGGACUGAAGCUGGUGGAAACAGACGAGUAUAGUGAAUCAGGACGGGGCAUUUAUCCUGAUGGCCUGUACAGGAUUUUGCUUCAAUUUCAUGAAAGAUACAAACAUCUUAAUGUACCAUUCAUAAUAUCCGAAAAUGGUGUUUCAGAUGGAACAGAUGUAAUUAGGCGACCAUACAUGCUGGAACAUCUAUUGGCAAUUUCUGCAGCCAUUGUAGCAGGUGUUCCAGUACUUGGUUACUUGUUUUGGACAAUUUCUGAUAACUGGGAAUGGUCUGAUGGAUAUGGUCCCAAAUUUGGGCUUGUAGCAGUUGACCGUUCCAAUGAUCUUGCUCGAACUCCACGCCCCUCAUACCAUCUGUAUUCCAAGGUUGUCAAUACAGGUAAAAUCACUAGGGCGGACAGAGAAAAUGCAUGGAAAGAACUUCAAAUUGCAGUAAAAGAGAGAAAAAUGAGACCAUUUUAUCGAUCUGUAAACAAGCAUGGCUUAAUGUAUGCAGGAGGUCUUGAUGAGCCAAUAAUGAGACCAUAUAUUGAACGCGAUUGGCAGUUUGGACACUAUGAAAUGGAAGGUCUACAAGAUCCAUUGAGUCGAUUUUCACGACUCAUUCUCCGACCCUUUUCCAUCAAAUCUAAUGCUAAACCCAAGACAGUGAAUGAGGAAUCCACUCUUGAGUCUCUUUCGUCCGCACUUUGAUACUCUUCCAACUUGCAAGAAGAUAUUGUGAAAAUUCUAUCAAUGAAGCUGUUGCAAGGUAAAACUCCUGAAAAUUCUGUAGCUGCUGCUGGAAAGAUGUGCUUCAAAAGUAAAAAUCAAUGAGCAAUUUCACUGCAUGGAGACCGCUAAAUAUAUAUGAGCUUAUGUAUCAAUGACUGUAAAUUUGUAGUAUAUUCUGUCAUAUUGUAUAGCUUGUAAGUUGUAACUGCAUGCAUAAGCACUCUACCUUGAUGCUUUGUUAUUCGUUAUGCAUCACAAACUGUAAUUCACUUGGUGAUGAUGAUUGAUGAACACUUUAAAUUACAUGCACAUUGUUUCUUACUAGUCAACUGUUUGAAUUUUGGAUCUUCC